Molecule: messenger RNA, 1350 nt
Organism: Botrytis deweyae
Lineage: Eukaryota; Fungi; Ascomycota; Leotiomycetes; Helotiales; Sclerotiniaceae
Exons: 3
Coding region: 1-1350 (449 amino acids)
Biological process (GO): L-methionine cycle
Cellular component (GO): cytosol
Molecular function (GO): adenosylhomocysteinase activity
Source: RefSeq, a predicted model, not a curated record
AUGUCUGCCCCAGCAUCCAAGUUCAAGGUCGCUGACCUCAGUCUUGCUGCCUUCGGUCGCAAGGAAAUUGAGCUCGCUGAGAAUGAGAUGCCAGGUUUGAUGGCCACUCGUGAGAAGUAUGCUGCCGAUCAACCUUUGAAGGGUGCCCGUAUUGCUGGAUGUUUACACAUGACCAUCCAAACUGCUGUCUUGAUUGAGACCCUCACAUUCCUCGGAGCUGAGGUUACCUGGUCAUCAUGCAACAUUUUCUCCACCCAAGACCAUGCCGCUGCUGCUAUUGCUGCUGCCGGUGUCCCAGUCUUUGCCUGGAAGGGUGAGACCGAGGAGGAAUACAACUGGUGUUUGGAACAACAACUCGUUUCCUUCAAGGAUGGCAAGAGCUUGAACUUGAUCCUCGAUGACGGUGGAGAUCUUACUCAACUCGUACACAACAAAUACCCAGAGAUGUUGAAGGACUGCUACGGUGUUUCUGAGGAGACCACCACUGGUGUUCACCACUUGUACAAGAUGUUGAAGAACAAGGGUCUCCUUGUCCCAGCUAUCAACGUUAACGACUCCGUCACCAAGUCAAAGUUCGACAACUUGUACGGAUGCCGUGAAUCUUUGGUCGAUGGUAUCAAGCGUGCCACCGAUGUCAUGAUUGCUGGUAAGGUUGCCGUUGUCGCCGGUUUCGGUGAUGUCGGAAAGGGUUGUGCUAUGGCUCUCCACGGAAUGGGUGCUCGUGUCAUUGUCACUGAGAUUGAUCCUAUCAACGCUCUCCAAGCUGCUGUUUCCGGAUACCAAGUCAUGCCAAUGGAGAAGGCUGCUUCCCAAGGUCAAAUCUUCGUUACCACCACUGGAUGCAGAGACAUCUUGACUGGUGAGCACUUCGAGGCCAUGCCAAAUGAUGCUAUCGUCUGCAACAUUGGUCACUUCGAUAUUGAGAUUGACGUUGCCUGGUUGAAGGCAAACGCUGCUAGCGUUCAAAACAUCAAGCCCCAAGUCGACAGAUACCUCAUGAAGAACGGUCGUCACAUCAUCCUCCUCGCUGAGGGUCGUCUCGUUAACUUGGGAUGUGCCACCGGUCACUCUUCCUUCGUUAUGUCCUGCUCCUUCACCAACCAAGUCCUUGCUCAAAUCAUGUUGUUCAAGUGCGAGGAUGAGGCUUUCGGCCAAAAGUAUGUCGAGUUCGGCAAGACCCAAAAGCUCGAGGUUGGUGUCUACGUUCUCCCAAAGAUCUUGGACGAGACCGUUGCCAAGCUCCAUUUGGCACACGUCAACGCCGAGUUGUCCAAAUUGACCCCAGUUCAAGCCGAGUACCUUGGACUUGAGGUUGAGGGACCAUUCAAGGCUGAGAUCUACAGAUACUAG